Quercus lobata is the source of this 1941-nucleotide messenger RNA. RefSeq names its product receptor-like protein 6. Bases 1 to 1941 code for a protein of 646 amino acids. Lineage: Eukaryota; Viridiplantae; Streptophyta; Magnoliopsida; Fagales; Fagaceae. The record is from RefSeq and is a predicted model, not a curated record. Gene Ontology annotation, molecular function: protein binding. The transcript has 2 exons.
AUGGGGAAAAUGAAUUAUCAAUACCUGUCUUUAUUCCUUGCCUUGUGUUUGCUCUUCAUUUCUCAUUCCCAAACUACCUCUAGUACUUCCUCUCAACAUCAUUGCCUCCCCGACCAAAGUGCUCAUUUGCUGAAACUAAGGCAAGAAUUUGUUGAAAGGAAUUAUUCUGAUUAUUCUGAUUACUAUGAUUACUAUAAUGGUUCUUAUCCAAAGAUGAAGUCUUGGAAGGCAGAUAGUGAUUGUUGUUCCUGGGAUGGGGUCACAUGCGAUACACAGAAUGGUGAGGUGAUUGGCUUGGACCUGAGCAACAGUUGGCUUUAUGGGCCUCUCAACUCUAACAGCAGUCUCUUCAGUUUGCGUCACCUUCGGAAACUCAACCUUGACUCCAACAACUUCUCUUCCUCCACAAUCCCUUCUGAAUUUGGCCAGCUUGUGAGGUUGACCCAUCUUAACCUCUCUUUUUCCUUCUUACAUGGCCGAAUCCCGUCGGAAAUUUCAUGGCUAUCCAAUUUGGUUUCACUUGAUCUCUCUAACAAUUAUUUUAUUUACUCUGUUGGUGGUGAUUAUUAUGAGAAAUUGUUGGAUCUCAGAAGAAUUGAUCUUGAAGCACUUGUCCAGAACAUGACAUAUUUGAGAGAACUUCAUCUACGUGAAGUGAACAUUUCAUCGUCGCUACCUCAAUCACUGGCAAAUUUGUCUUCCUUGACUUCUCUCACUCUGUAUGACUGCAAUUUGCAGGGUGAAUUUCACUCAGAUAUUUUCCUAUUGCCCAAGAUACAAGCCAUUGAUCUGUCAUAUAACCUAAAACUCAUUGGUUUUCUUCCCAAAUUUCAAUCUCAUAGUUCCCUAAAGGAAUUGCGUCUUUCUGAUACAAAUUUUUCAGGGGAAUUGCCGAGUUCAAUUGGCAACCUCAAGUCCUUGAAUUAUUUGGAUCUUAGUUAUAGUAAUUUUUCAGGGGCGAUUCCCCCUUCUAUUGGAAAUCUAUCACAGCUUACUCAUCUUUCCCUCUCAUAUAACAAUUUUAAUGGUCAGCUUCCUUCCACAUUGGGAAGCCUUGCAAAACUCACUAAUCUGGUACUAGAAAAAAUCCUUUUCAUUCGAGAAGUACCAUCUUUCUUGAGAAAUCUUACACACCUAGAAGUCUUAAGCCUUUCACAAAACAAUUUUGACAGCAGCUUCCCAGUUUGGUUGACAAAUAUUACUAAACUCAGUUUGAUAGAUUUCUCCCUAAAUCAAUUGAAAGGGCCAAUCCCAUUUGAAAUAGGCACACUUCUUAAUUUGUCUUACCUUGACUUGUCAUAUAACUCACUCACAGAGGCCAUUCCCUCGGUUUUGUUUACAAUCCCUUCAUUGCAUGCACUAUAUCUAGAUCAAAAUCAGCUCAUUGUCCCUCUCAAAUUCCAAAAUAACUCUUUAUCACCAUUACGUGCCCUUGGAUUGAGUGAAAGCAAAAUGAAUGAAUCAAUUCUAAGGUCAAUUGUCAAUUUCACUAAGCUACAAAGGUUGUAUCUUUCUUCAAUCAAUCUAAAGGGCAAGGUGGAGUUGAACACUUUUUUCAAGCUUAAAAAGCUUCAAGAGCUCGAUCUUUCAGGUAACAAAGUAUUUGUUUCAAAAGCAAAUAUCAAUUCAACCCUUCCCAAAUUUUUUUCUUUGUCAAUGUCUUCUUGCAAUUUGACUAAAUUUCCUGAUUUUCUAAAAGCUCAAAAUGAAUUGCAAAGUUUAGACCUUUCCAAUAACAACAUUAAAGGUAACAUACCUAAAUGGUUUUGGAAUGUUGGAGAAGAGACAUUGCAAUUCCUAAAUCUUUCUUAUAACCUUUUAAGCAAAUUUGAGCAACCUCCAGUGGUUCUUCCUUGGAAAAAUAUGGUCUUUCUAGACUUGAGUUCCAACAUGUUGCAAGGGUCAUUUCCUAUUCCCCCAUUAUUCCACAUUGUUUGCUGA